GACACCGAGAGGCACGUUGUCUCGUCCUCUAGAGAAAGAACUCUGUCCAAAAAGUCGCUAGUUUGUCACUAGUCACCUUUUUGAAUAAUAGGGGUCUUAAAUCUAGUGUCAAAGGAAGCUGAAAACGCUGCGUUUCCAGCGUUGCGCUCUUUUAAUAUUUUGAGCCUCUUCGCCUUCCGUAAUGAAAGAUGCUCGGCUUGUUUGUUCACCUCUGGUUACUCCUCGUAUCUGUUAAAGCUCAUAGGCUGGUGGGUGGUCAGUGGAGUCGGACCAUGGGCGGAAUUAGAGGAAAUUCUGAACUGGUUGGAGACCUAGUUCUGGUGCCAUCGUUUUCUACAGUCGCUGUCUCUGGUCAGACAUGGAGAGAGUCGUCAUUGUGACCGGUGCCAACAGCGGCAUCGGCUUGGCCCUGUGUGAGAGGCUGCUGACUGAGGACAGCCAGCUUCGACUGUGUCUGGCCUGCAGAAACAUGCAGCGGGCUGAGGCCGCCCGCGCCACCCUGCUGACCUCGCACACCAGUGCCCAUGUUGACUUAUUACACCUUGAUGUGGGCUCUGUACAGUCAGUACUGAGUGCAGCUCAGGAGGUUAAGACCAGAUACAAGAGAAUUGACUUUCUGUAUCUAAAUGCAGGAAUUAUGCCUAAUCCACAAGUGAAUGUCAGAGCUUUUUUCAAGGGGUUGUUCUCCAGGAAUGUCAUCAACAUGUUCGUGACAGCAGAGGGUCUCUUAACUCAACAGGACUGCAUUAACUCAGACGGUCUGCAGGAAGUUUUUGCCACCAACCUGUUUGGUCAUUUUCUCAUGAUCAGGGAGCUGGAGCCUCUGCUGUGUCAGGCAGGUCACAUGUCCAGGUUGGUGUGGACGUCCUCAAGUAAUGCCUGCCGUUCAGUCUUCAGCAUCGAGGACAUGCAGCACAGAAACGGGAAAGAGCCCUACAGCUCCUCAAAGUAUGCUUCAGACAUGCUCAGCGUGGCGCUCAACCGACACAUGAACAGCCAGGGGCUGUUCUCCACUGUAACAUGUCCAGGAGUGGUGAUGACUAAUCUGACCUAUGGUAUCCUGCCCUCAUUCUUCUGGACUUUCAUCAUGCCCAUCAUGUGGCUGAUUAGGACCUUCACGAACACAUUCACACUUAAACCAUACAACGGAGCAGAGGCACUGCACUGGCUGUUUUUUCAAAACCCAGAGUCUCUGGAUCCAAGAGCGAAGUAUCACAGUUUAACAUCUGGAUUUGGAAGGAACUACACUCAGCCUCGACAAAUGGAUAUCGAUGAUGAAAUGUCCGAUGUCCUUUACGAGAAACUUCUUGAACUCGAGAAAGUAGUUCGAAGGAAACUGAAUGAGCAAAAUGCAAAUAACAAAGCUCAAUAGAUAUGGGUCUGUUAGAAUGGAAUUUUUUUUUAAAGUAUUACAUUUUUCUCUGAUGCAGCAUUGUUGACACAGCCAUUAAUGAUCUUCUCAUCUUAUUUCAGAAAACUUUGUGGGACAAUGUUCCCAUCGCACAGCAGCACUGUCAGCAUCAGAGUGCAAAUUUAAAGAAACAUUUUAUUCCUUCUCAUAUGCCCAUUCUGGAUUACAACACUUAAGAAUGAUAUUUAUUUUUGUUAAUUAUUUGAAUUAAACCCAGUGAUAGACUGGCAGCCUGUCCAGGGUGCACCCCGCCUC
Molecule: messenger RNA, 1666 nt
Organism: Monopterus albus (swamp eel)
Lineage: Eukaryota; Metazoa; Chordata; Actinopteri; Synbranchiformes; Synbranchidae
Product: 3-keto-steroid reductase
Exons: 9
Coding region: 359-1372 (337 amino acids)
Biological process (GO): cholesterol biosynthetic process
Cellular component (GO): endoplasmic reticulum membrane
Molecular function (GO): estradiol 17-beta-dehydrogenase [NAD(P)+] activity; 5-alpha-androstane-3-beta,17-beta-diol dehydrogenase (NADP+) activity; 3-beta-hydroxysteroid 3-dehydrogenase (NADP+) activity
Source: RefSeq, a predicted model, not a curated record